AAUAAUGAAAUUUCAAUUCAUUUAAAUGGGGAAAAGGUGAUGUGAGAUAAAGUUCAAGUGUUUUAACUUACAAGCGUGGUCACAGAAGUAAUUAAACUUCUAUCUCAAGGCACAGCUGCAUUGACCAAUCCACCAGUGAUUAACCGUGGUUUAUGUGCUUGUUACUGGGGCAUGAGAGGGAGUGGGAGAGUGAGUGUGAAUGAGAUAGAGAGAGAGAGAGAAACAAGAAUGAGAGAGACAGAGAGAGAGGAUGAGCAGCAACAUCAGCUUCACACUCGUUAAGUGAGCUAUUGGCCACGGUGUCUGUUGGCAGUGCAGUGCGGUCAGGCCAGCCUCUAUUUGUAAAAGACGAACUCAAGCCAGCCUACACUAAGAUUGUCGCUAUCUGAUUGCACUCACCGCAAACGCGACCCAACCAGCCAAGAAGAGAGCAGGAAUAUUACACGCAUAAUUAUCAUGUCGGGGGCCACCGGGGACUUAACUUGUGAGGAUUGUUUUUCCGCAGAAGGGGACAACAGCACGGAGUUGCAUGCGCUCUCCACCGUGGACGACGACGAACUUCUGCGUUACAUCUGGACUGAAUAUUUGCACCCCAAGCAUUACGAGUGGGUUCUCAUUGUGGCUUACAUCUUUGUGUUCUUCGUGUCACUCAUUGGGAAUUUGCUCGUUUGUUUUGCAGUAUGGAAAAACCGCAACAUGCGCACUGUGACCAAUUAUUUCAUAGUGAACCUCUCCUUCGCUGAUGUCUUGGUCACCAUCAUCUGCUUGCCUGCAAGUCUAGUGGUCGACAUCACAGAGACAUGGUUCUUUGGACAGACACUUUGCAAAGUUGUGCCCUAUCUGCAGACUAUCUCUGUCUCCGUGUCAGUCCUCACUCUGAGCUGCAUUGCUCAAGACCGGUGGUACGCCAUCUGCCACCCGCUGAUGUUUAAAAGCACCGCCAAGAGGGCUUGCAAGAGCAUUGUUAUCAUCUGGAUAGUGUCGUGCAUCAUCAUGAUCCCUCAAGCCUUCGUGAUGGAGAGCAGCAGUCUGUUGCCGGCCCUCACGAACAAGACCAGUUUGUUCACUGCGUGUGAUGAACACUGGGAAGCUGAGAUCUACCCUAAGGUAUAUCACAGCUGUUUCUUCAUUGUCACAUACUUUGCACCUUUGUGUCUCAUGGUGCUGGCCUACAUCCAGAUCUGUCACAAACUAUGGUGUCAACAGAUUCCUGGCAGCACAUCAGUGUUGCAGAGGAAGUGGAAGACCAUGCAGUGCUCGGCAGCAGCUGGCGGGCCGGGAGAGUCUGUGCGGGUCAAGACCAGCACUGUUUGUGCUGAGGUCAAACAGAUCAGAGCGCGGCGCAAGACGGCUCGCAUGCUGAUAGUGGUGCUCCUUGUGUUUGCUGUGUGCUACCUGCCAAUCAGCGUACUCAAUGUGAUGAAAAGAGUCUUUGGGACCUUCAAGAACACAACUGACCGAGAGACAGUGUAUGCUUGGUUUACUUUCUCACACUGGCUCAUAUAUGCCAACAGUGCACUCAAUCCCAUCAUCUACAAUUUCCUCAGCGGGAAGUUCCGUGGGGAGUUCAAAGCAGCCUUUUCUUGUCAUUUUCACGGUCAAGGCCAAGAGAGACCGAAGAGAAUGAGCACCCGAAUGAGCACAGACAGCCGAAAGUCGUUGUCCACUCACGUGAACAACAUGGACAAUGUGUCACACAUAUCAGAUCAAAUAGUGCAAGAUCAUCAGCAGAUUGAGAUUUUAAAUGUUUAGACAUUUGAGGGCUUUUACUAAGGUUUUAUUUUUCGUAUUUCAUGGAAGGCUUGAUGAAAUGCCCACUCCUGCUCCAAGGUGAAGCUCGGCCACUGGAAAUACAUUUCAGCUCACACUGUCUUGCUUCUAGUUUUUCCUCUGUACUUAAACAAUACACACAUGUUGACACUCUGAUAAGGACUGAAGAGCUUUAAAAUGUUAGAUUCCAAUUUGGGACCUCACUUGACAAGCACUUAAUGUAUUUAUUACUUGUAAGUUGGUUUGUGGGAAUACUAGCUAUAUAUCAAACGGU
Phycodurus eques (leafy seadragon) is the source of this 2044-nucleotide messenger RNA. It is a transcript of the gene hcrtr2, whose product is annotated as hypocretin (orexin) receptor 2. The record is from RefSeq and is a predicted model, not a curated record. Gene Ontology annotation, cellular component: membrane. Bases 457 to 1752 code for a protein of 431 amino acids. Gene Ontology annotation, biological process: circadian sleep/wake cycle process; G protein-coupled receptor signaling pathway; feeding behavior. Gene Ontology annotation, molecular function: orexin receptor activity. Lineage: Eukaryota; Metazoa; Chordata; Actinopteri; Syngnathiformes; Syngnathidae. The transcript is spliced from 7 exons.